ACUCGGGGCACAGCUCCUUUGCCGUACCCAGCGCAGGCAGACGGGGCUCCCGUCGGCUCCAGGCAGUGCACCAUGAAGACGUCAGUUGUGUUUUUGCUCUGCCUCUCGGUUUUCCCAGGCUUUUCCCAGGGCAGAGUUGUCGGAAGGGAUGAAGCUGGGUUUGCUGAGUGUAACGUGUUCUUCCCUGGACAAGUCCCACCCGAAGGGUUUACACAGCCGUUCCACGUGAAAAUCUGUCAGCAGUACAACAAAGAGCCGCGCUUUGCAACCCUCUACAGCACUAAGGACAAAAUCCCUCUUUAUUCAGCUUUUAAGUACACAAAGCCAGCCCAAAGCGAGGAGGAGAGCUGGCUGGUGGAACCGCAGAUAGAUGACCCAGAAAAUGACCUGCAGGAGAUGGUGCAUGAAGCUGAUGUUGCUGGCACUGUGGCCAACCUCGGUGCAAACCAAGCCCUGACCUCAGACUAUGUGGGCUCUGGCUAUGAGAGAGGGCUGCUCAAUCCCAGCCUGCUCAAUGAGGAGGAUUUCCAGAUGGCCACUUACACGCUCACAAACGCCGUCCCUCUGAGCCCAUCUCUGAGCAAAAGCUGGCACAGAGACAUUGGGAGGGUGGUGGAGCAAGCUCUGGUCCCUCACUGCUCCAAGAAGGAUCACCUGUAUCUCCUUGCAGGGGCAAUUCCUUCCCGUGCCCGGGUUAAAGGCAAGCUGUCGGUGCCAGAGACGCUGUGGCUGGCAGCCUGCUGCGAUGAUCCGGAGGGAUGGUCCCUGGGAAUAGUGAAAACCACGAAUGAUGACAGCAGCUUCGCAGACCUCACAGUGAGAGAGCUGGAGAAGGAGCUUCUAGUAGGAGUUCACUUGUUCAAGGGCAGCUGUGGGGAGGACAACCAAAGCCAGGAGAAAACAAGAGCAAUACUGCAAGCUGUCAGCCAGAUCCGCUCUGGAGAGCAAGUGAGAGCAAGUGACAGCCAGGAUGCCACGGAGAGGGGGUUGGUGAGGAGAGUGGCUGGCAUCAUCGCUGCCCCUUUCAUCAAACUUCUGGAACUCCUCAUCUACGUGUUUGUGGAGCUGGUGAAAUUCGUGUUUUAUUUUCUGUGGCUUGUUAUCAAGCGGGUUUGUGGUACAGUUCUGGAUGGAGUCUGCAACCUGUGGAACGGGGUGGUGUCCUACCUUAAAAACAUCACCAUGGUGCUCAUCAGCAUUCCUUAUGAUGUGGGGAGGGUCAUCGUCAACAUCUUCAUGGGCUUCCUGCAAAUUGUUGAAGAUGUGGCAUCCCUCACCUACAGGAUCCUGCGCAUCCCCGUGGGGUUUGUCCUUCACCUCGCUGCUUUCCCUUACCACUCCAUCUGUGCCAUUCCCUCUGUCCUCAAAGACAUGGCCAACGGGAUCGGGGGCACCUUCUCGCUGGUCAUUGAUGCCACAGCCACCAUCCUGCACGGCUUCUGUUACCUGGCUGGUCACAUAGUCAAACGGUUUGUCCCUAAGGCCUCCUCUGAUGACUGA
This is a messenger RNA of Nestor notabilis (Kea), 1500 nucleotides long. RefSeq names its product endonuclease domain containing 1 (gene ENDOD1). The annotation marks the transcript as partial. The record is from RefSeq and is a predicted model, not a curated record. The transcript is spliced from 2 exons. Gene Ontology annotation, molecular function: nucleic acid binding; hydrolase activity; metal ion binding. NCBI's taxonomy places the organism in Eukaryota, Metazoa, Chordata, Aves, Psittaciformes, Psittacidae.